UGAGUUCUCUUCCUGGUCCUGCUGUCCACGGUGCGCCCGCCCUGACGUCAACUUCCAAGGAGGAGCAGCUCGUCGGUUCGCGUGCGCUACUGCGGUACUGCAACCCCGGCUGCUAUGUGACUCCAUCGGGGGAACUUGGUUUGAAUUAGCGGUCCCGUUAUACCAAGGAUAGGGUUCUGGUGCACCGUAGGUCAUUGGAAGUGAAACGAGAGGUGCAGAUAGGGUGCGAGGGUCUUCGACAGUGGAGCGUGGCAGCAGGAGGGAGAUUUCUCUCGUUCCUAUCAGAUCUGCCUACAACCGGGGUCUGGCGUAGAAUAUGGCGGAACAUCACUCUGUUUCCGAUAGCAAGCAUAAAGCUUCUGCUGCGAAUAUCGGAGCUUCUCUCUCUGGGAAUGGACGGACCAGUCCAGCGGGGACCGUCGGUAGUAGUCCUACGGGGGCUCUCUCCACCGGGAUAGCUCAGCCGGCAGGGUGGCAGUCCUUACUCUCGUUUACCAUCCUGUUUCUGGCCUGGCUUGCUGGUUUCAGUGCCAGGCUCUUCGCUGUCAUCCGAUUUGAGAGCAUCAUCCACGAGUUUGACCCUUGGUUCAACUACAGAUCUACUCACCAUCUGACCAUCAACGGCUUCUACGACUUCCUCAACUGGUUCGAUGACAGGGCCUGGUACCCACUGGGCAGGAUAGUGGGGGGCACGGUGAGUGGAAUAACUCAACUGGUUCGAUGACAGGGCCUGGUACCC
Messenger RNA from Oncorhynchus nerka (sockeye salmon), 739 nucleotides. RefSeq names its product dolichyl-diphosphooligosaccharide--protein glycosyltransferase subunit STT3B-like. Lineage: Eukaryota; Metazoa; Chordata; Actinopteri; Salmoniformes; Salmonidae. The record is from RefSeq and is a predicted model, not a curated record. Gene Ontology annotation, cellular component: membrane. Gene Ontology annotation, molecular function: dolichyl-diphosphooligosaccharide-protein glycotransferase activity. The transcript has 2 exons. Bases 317 to 724 code for a protein of 135 amino acids. Gene Ontology annotation, biological process: post-translational protein modification.